UCAACUGUCCAUAUGAUCUCGAAGUAAGCUGCUAGCUCAUACAUCAGAGGAACUACAAGCUAGACACGAAAGCUACCACACUUCCUUCCAGUAGACAUGUAAAACUAAAACAAACCCAAGAUCAUCAAAUCAAAUUCAAUCCCAGUCUACGACUUAGCCGCAUCUACUUGAACUAAUGACCGCAGGUGGAAAAGUUAGAAGAUAAUGAACCAAUGGGUAAGCACUUUGCUUACAUACAGCCGAAGAUCAAAGGACAAAGCAAUCGCUUUCACAUUUCCUCGGCAGAGGACUACGGAGAGAAGCCAUUCCCUGUCUCUAACUUGUCCAUUACAGCCAACAUUGUCCAGUUAUAUCAGCAAUAGAACACAAAACAUCAAUAUUCAAGUUGAUCGGAGCAGUUUCCAAGCAACAAACACCAAUCAAACAACAAAUGCUUCCAACUCAUCAAGCAUUCUUCCAAAAAAAGCAAAUCGACAAGUCAUCUAUUCUCGAUUUCAUCAUAUCAUGGAAGGAGCUUUACCAAACUACUGGACGAUCCGAGGGCCGCGGAGCAACGAAUAUGAAGCGGGAAGAGAGGAACGGCAGCAGCGACGAGAGCGACGGAGAACGAAGCUUGGUGGCGGUGGUGGCGAUAAUGGAGACCGGACAGCCCGCUCUUUUUUCUCCCUCCCUCCCUCUCGAUCUCGGUACCUCUUACCACUUCUUCCCUACUACCUACGACGGGCGACAACAAUGGCAGCGGAGCUGAACAAGGCGCCGCCGCGGAGGCUCUCACAGCUCGCCUCUGCGGCAACCCUAGAGUUCUCUUCGCUCCCUCUUUCCGACCAACGAUCUCCACUUGCGUAGGCGAAGAUCCCGAAUUCACCUUAAUUUCCCUUUACUCGUUCCCUUAACGCUCGGAUUCCUUCUUCAACCUUUCCUUCUUUGAACCUCCUUUUCUUUUUUUCCCCAUUAAAGCCCGAUCCCGCGUCCCUCUUGUUCUUUCUUAUUCUCUCUCCCGUCCAAAUUAACAAAACGACAACUUCAUCCGCUAUAAAACGCGCACGCCGCCUGAAAUUUAAUUUUCACCCCAUGGUUCCCCUGCUCUGUUGUUAACUUUAAUUAAAAAUUGUAAUUAAA
This is a messenger RNA of Linum trigynum, 1119 nucleotides long. The record is from the annotation of a GenBank genome assembly. NCBI's taxonomy places the organism in Eukaryota, Viridiplantae, Streptophyta, Magnoliopsida, Malpighiales, Linaceae.